CGGGCGGUCCUAGAGAGUGCGCUGUUCUGCUUCACUCCGGCCUCAGGACUCUCCGCCAGUGACCCGAGGAGACAGCUGCGAGCGGGUGCCUUUAUCUAGACAAAUCCUGCAAAAAUGUCUCUCUAUCCAUCUCUUGAAGACUUAAAGGUAGACAAAGUAAUUCAGGCUCAGACUGCCUUUUCUGCAAAUCCUGCCAACCCAGCAAUUUUGUCAGAAGCUUCUGCUCCUGUCUCUCAAGAUGGAAAUCUCUACCCUAAACUGUAUCCAGAGCUGUCUCAGUACAUGGGCCUGAGUUUAAAUGAGGAAGAAAUAUUUGCAAAUAUGGUCCUGGUUGGUGGAGCACCAGCUCAAGGGCAAUUGGUAGCAAGGCCUUCCAGUAUGAGCUAUAUGGUGGCUCCUGUAACUGGUAAUGAUGUUGGAAUUCGUAGAGCAGAAAUUAAGCAAGGGAUUCGUGAAGUCAUUUUGUGUAAGGAUCAAGAUGGAAAAAUUGGACUCAGGCUUAAAUCGAUAGAUAAUGGUAUAUUUGUUCAGCUGGUCCAGGCCAAUUCUCCAGCCUCUUUGGUUGGUCUGAGAUUUGGGGACCAGGUACUCCAGAUCAAUGGUGAAAACUGUGCCGGCUGGAGCUCUGAUAAAGCACACAAGGUGCUCAAACAGGCUUUCGGAGAGAAGAUUACUAUGACCAUCCGUGACAGGCCUUUUGAACGGACAAUCACCAUGCACAAGGAUAGCAGUGGACAUGUUGGCUUUAUCUUUAAAAAUGGAAAAAUAACAUCCAUAGUCAAAGAUAGUUCUGCAGCCAGAAAUGGUCUUCUCACGGAACACAACAUCUGUGAAAUCAAUGGGCAGAAUGUCAUUGGAUUGAAGGACUCUCAAAUUGCAGACAUACUGUCAACAGCUAGAACUGUAGUUACCAUUACAGUCAUGCCUACUUUUAUCUUUGAACAUAUCAUUAAACGGAUGGCGCCAAGCAUUAUGAAAAGCCUGAUGGACCACACCAUUCCUGAAGUUUAAAAGUCUUGGCACAACACAAUGCAGCUGACCUUUCCAGUUCCCUUCUUUGGCAACUUCCGUACUCUGCACAUGAAGCUUUCCCAGGGCCGUGAGCACCUGCUGCAUGAGGACCUCUGUUUCAUGGGAUGGCUGGGAAUCUAACCGGCUCAUCUGAUAACUGUUCAGAUUUCAAGAUAGUUGUAGCCUUACCCUGGUUUUACAGAUGUGAAACUUUCAGAUUUACUGACUUUCCUAGCAUAGUUUCUCUACUGGAAAAACCUGAUGCUUUUACAAGCCAUUGUGGUUAGGAUGACUGAUCUGGGCUUAGUUUUGUGUGAUAAACAGUCAACUCCUACGUCAUGAGUAGUGCUGUUCAUAUUACUUUAGUUCUGUGGUGUAUUUGCAUUUUUAACAUGUAACCAAGUACAUUUAGAAUGAUUGCCUUUGAUAGUGUUUUUUUUUAGUUCUGUUUGUGUGUGUAAAAUACCGAGUAAGAACACUGGUUUCAUUCCAUGUAAGCAUUAUAUAGGCGUGUGUAGAUUGCAAGAGGCUGUGAUGACUGUCAUUAAAUUUUAACUACCUUCACUUACUAUGCUUGAACUGUCGCCUUAACUAUGUUAACCAUCUAGACUAAAAGCCAAAAUGUAAUUAUUGCUGCCUUUCUAAAACCUACCAUGUAGUUCUGUCUUAAACCGAAAUGUACUCUAACCCAGACUAUGGAAUGGUACUUCCUGAGCUACUGUAGCAUAGCUGCUUACUUGCAUUUGAGAUUUUCUAGUCAAUGCAUAAUGGAAACAAAGAUUCUUUCUUAUAAAAGUUGCCAGUAUCAAUUUCUGAGAAAUGAAUUGCUAUAUAUAUUUAAUGUAAAAAUUCUUAUGCUAACUAAAUGGGAUGAACUUUUGAGUCCUGUUUUUCAUUUGUAGAUUAAGUGGGAUAGUACUUAAUUUUGGCAUUGAAUCUUAACAUUAUGUAAUCCAGCUACUUUGGGAUUGUCUUAGAAUGUUUUCCUGGUAAUCUGCUCCAUUUCCUGUCUCCUCCCUGUAAACAAAAUGGCAGUGUGACACUUUAUUCUGAUUGUUUUCUUCUUUUUGGUUUAUGUCUAUUCUAUUUUAAUUAAAUAUGUGUAAGUAAAUUUUAGUCUGUUAUUGCAUCAUUUGCAAACUCUUGUCAGUGGCUUUCACCAAACUUGUGCACGACCUAGAAGACAGUUCACUUCCACGUGUGGCGAGGUUACCUCCCAGGGAAGCUGCCAUCCAGCAGCCUGUGGCCUGACAGCGUCUGAGCACAUGUGGGCAGUGUGCAGGCCUGAGGGGCUGGUGCACACUCGGGUACCUGCCAUGAAGCAGGAACUCACUGAGGCUGUUGAUUGUCCCUGGCGACACUGGAACCUGUGUAAUAAAACUUAUAAUUGACUUUGAAAAUUCUA
Messenger RNA from Otolemur garnettii (small-eared galago), 2416 nucleotides. RefSeq names its product syndecan binding protein (gene SDCBP). The transcript has 9 exons. Gene Ontology annotation, cellular component: plasma membrane; cytoplasm. Gene Ontology annotation, biological process: positive regulation of transforming growth factor beta receptor signaling pathway. The record is from RefSeq and is a predicted model, not a curated record. Gene Ontology annotation, molecular function: syndecan binding. NCBI's taxonomy places the organism in Eukaryota, Metazoa, Chordata, Mammalia, Primates, Galagidae. The coding region runs from base 115 to 1011 and encodes 298 amino acids.